CUCAGCACACAGGAGGCAGCGGAUGGAUCCAAUAAAAACGCAGUAGGACACUUCCGACGCGCAUUUUUGUUGUUCGUGAAGAAGCGAGUGAACUGUCAUCGAAAGCAGCGCGUAAUUUGGCACACUUUACGCUCUUUAUCCGCUACGUCGCCUGCGUAAUUACGCAUCACCAAGCGGCGCACAAGGACCUCGCUCGUUUUCCGGCCACACUGCAAAAAACACGUCCACCCCUACUCAUCCCUUUUCUACAUCCACAUCUGCUCCUUAAAGCAGCUGCUGCGCGUAAAGCUGCGUUUCCACGUUAGCAGCAGAGGACCCACGUCAUUCUGUGAGACAACUCCCCCUUUUUUUCCUCCCCUGCCCCUGGCUGGAGCUCAACAUCCACAGUUUCUGGAACAACUGGAUAAAAAAGAGUUUGGAGCAGGAGUGUUAACAUGAUGACCGGGUUCAGGCUCAACUUGUCGCCGCUGAAGGAGCCGCUGGGCUUUGUUAAACUGGUUGAGUGGCUCACGGCCAUAUUUGCUUUUGGAAGCUGCGGCGGCUUCUCUGGGAAGAACAUCGUGUCUUUAUUCUGCGGCGACGGCAGCAACGAAACGCUCACUGCCAACUUCCACUACCCAUUUAGGUUAAGCCAGUUCCCGCUCAUCGAGGGAAACGACACUAUUUGCAACCGCUCCGUCACGACAACGCACUUGGUAGGAGACUCUGCGUCUUCGUCCGAGUUCUUCGUGGGCAUCGCUGUCGUCUGUUUCCUGUACAGCAUGGUGGCUCUGCUGGUUUAUUUAGGCUACAUGCACGUCUACAAGGACUCUGACUUUGGACCCAUUUUCGACUUUGUUGUCACGGCGAUCCUCGUCUUCCUGUGGUUGGUGUGUUCCUCCGCCUGGGCGAAGGGCCUGCAGAACGUGAAGGACGCCACGGACACUGACGGCAUCAGUGCCACGCUGGCGCUCUGCAAGGGCAGCAACAUCACCUGCGAGGUCACAGAGUUCGCCAACAUGCGAACCCUCAACAUCUCUGUGGUGUUCGGUUACCUCAACAUGUUCGUGUGGGCAGGAAACGCCUGGUUCGUGUACAAGGAGACUCGUUGGCACUCUCAGAAAUUCUCUUCCCAAUCUGGACCAGGGAGGCAACAGGUCCCUGCACCCAUCUAACACACAGUAUACGUACAGCGACACAAGACACUCGAAGACACAAUAAUUGGCACGCACACACCACUCCCACACAUUCAAAUAUACAUGCACAAUACAUGCAUGGAGAAAUGUGCACGUAGACAUAAAUACACUUAGACACAUGCAUACAAUUUUCUUUUAAGGUCAUAAAGACAGACACAUGAUUUUGUAGGUAGUAAACAAACUGGUAUUUUGUAAUACAAAAUGACUAUAUGUCCCAUAAUCCUUUUCACAUUCAUUGCAUACUAGAACUGAAUGUACAAGAGAUGAACAUUUCCCUCAAAUAUUUCUCUGGGGUCUAAGUGACUGUGCAGCACAAAGAUGUCCUCAGGUUAAAAGGUGCUACAUGUACGUAUUUAAUUUAGAACAUUUAGAAAAACUCAUUUGGAAGAAAUAAUAGUUUUGAUGUUGCGUCAAAGACGUCUUAACGUAUUUGAGGGAUGUCCACUCGUUAGCAUGCUAACUAGCCAGUCACAGCAAGAUAGGAAAUGUUGAAGCGUCGUACCAGAGGUUUAAAAUCAUCGUAAUGUAGGGGAAAAUUAAAAAAAAAAAACCAUUUGCCUAAGUUUAGAAGAACGAGGAUUUGUCCCUGCCCACAAAUCUCGCCAGGUGAAAAAAAACAAACAUGCUGUCGUGAGUAAAAACUUUAAAACUACAGCUCUCAAUCACUGUCUGUGUCUCCUACAUCCUCCGUGCCCACUGUGAUUGGCUGGACAGACGUCACGUGAGAAGAAAUGCGUUAAAAAACGAACCCAUAGUCCAUAUUCACGUAGAUCGUCAUCACAAUCAGUUAGUAAACACAGACAUAGGAUCCAUACUGAUUACUUACUGAUGCAUUAUUGGCAUUAUUGAUCGUACAUCCUACAGAGGGGACAAAUUAUUGUACAUAUACAAUAAUUAUCAAACAUGAGGCAACGCUGAGCCCCAGUCCAUCGUGUCUCAUAAAAAACCUUUUUGUCUCAGGAGGCAAUAGAGAGUCAAAGUCCGUCCUCAGUCCAACAGUAGAGGAUGAAGCGUAGUGCCACCCAAUUUAAGUUAUUGGCAAAUCAAGGAAUUAAGUUUGGUGCUGAUCUCGACUGUUUAGUGAAUAGCUAUAAAGCGAUAGUUAACAUACAGCACCUUUAAUGUCCUCACAUGUGCCUUUAGUUUUUACCACAAGCUAUAGCAAUAUUAAUGCAAAUAGUGAGAAACGUGCCUUCUUCCAACUAUUCCGAGGCGGUUUCUUAUGCUUUAGGAAGUGAUAUGUGCACAAUGACCACAUGUAGUAAAUCUAUAAGACGUGAUCUAUAGCAGCGUUGUUGCUUGUCUGUAUGAAGUGAGGGUUUCUUACUUCUCUGGGUAUUAUACUUGACUACAUGCUGAUUUAUGAAAGGUACUUUAGAGUCAUGUCGUCGCCACAAUAAGGACAACGUGAUGAAGGUUUUCAGGGGAACACAGAGGCUGGUAAUAUUACAAUUCUUUUAACCGUUCAACCAUUUCAGAUAAUUACAAAUUUAAACAGUAUUUCAAAAAUUAAUGGCUGUGAAAUUUAGUCAUACAUUUGCCUUGGUGUUAAAUCCUGUUUUUUGCACUUGUUGUAUAUUUUUAGAUACCAAAGCACUUGUGUAUGCAGAGAGUGACUCACUCGUGUUCAUUUAUUCUUUGCUUUUCUUUCAUUGGAGUCCUGUUUGCCACAGCGCAGGUCAAGAAAGACCAAACUAGGAUUAUUCAAUUUCAAAACUAAUGGACGGAAGUCGUCUUUUCUUGUAUUACAUUGAAGAGGUGAAUCUCUAAAAGCUGUUAUUCCGAAAUACUUUUCUUUUUUCGACUAAAUCAAUGCAUUCAAGCUGACACGUUACAUUUUUAAGCUUUAAGAUGCAUAAAUUGGCCUCUAAUCCAGAUAUUAUGGAGGUUAUUUGUACAUUUAGUGUUAGAUUUUCUUUUCCCAACAUGCUUAAUGCACUCGAAUGGUGUUUAAUAUGCUUUUACAUCCUGUCCUUCGAAGCACAGUGAGAGUGUUAAGUCAUAAAGAAUACUUGACUGAGAGUUAUUUAGUUCACAUUUCACUGUGUAUGUGUGCAAAGUUUGAAAUCUUUCAAUGCCUAUGAUGGCUUUGUUGUAUUUAGCGUGCACCUCAAUGUUGUUUGCCAUCCGCCAAUAAAACCAACAAAGAAGAAAGAUAAAGAAAGAUCUUUUCAAAUGUUUCUUUGUUCAUUUGUUAUUUCGUAUCUUUCUUAUUUCUAGUUUCUUUGAAUGGAGACACGAACAGUGAGAUAUGUUUUUUUGUUUUUUACACCUUGUUUCAUUUUUCAUAUUCAGUGUGCGUAGAUGGUUAGAAUGAGUCUACUAUAUUUUAUUUUUUAUCUGUUUCCUGUGAAGUGAAACUGUUACGUUGGACGGUGUCGCUGAUUCUCUGAAUGACAAACGGAAAUGUAACAGUGUGUAACUCUGUGUGUGUGUGUGUGUGUGUGUGUGUGGUGUACUGGUUAUGCUGCUGCACUCUUGUAAUCAUCACUCAACACGCUCGUAGCUUUGUCAAUGAUUCCAAUGAAUUUAAAGGAGACCUAUUAUUCUCGUUAUCCUCACAAACUGGUUCCUACAGGAGACUUUGGCUUGGUUGACUGUGGAGUGUUUUGAUUUAACGACAGCACCAAAAAACAAACCUUAACUCUCAUUACAAACGCUGCUCGCUCCUCCUCCCUCUCUUGUUACCUAGACGUGGGUCGGAAGCAUUAGAAAAGUUUUAACCACUCUCUGUGUUUACUGUGGGAGAAAAGAGCUCCCUCUGCUGCGGACUUUGGGAUUUGGAGCCAUGCACACUUUAUACAUUCACAAAAAACAUGGGCAACCCACUGGAGGACUGAGAAAAACAUAAUAAGUCUCCUUUAAACUGUCUCAUCCAAGAGACACACACUCUGUGACAUGUCGAAUUUCAAU
Molecule: messenger RNA, 4088 nt
Organism: Paralichthys olivaceus (Japanese flounder)
Lineage: Eukaryota; Metazoa; Chordata; Actinopteri; Pleuronectiformes; Paralichthyidae
Gene: sypl1
Product: synaptophysin-like 1
Cellular component (GO): synaptic vesicle; synaptic vesicle membrane
Source: RefSeq, a predicted model, not a curated record